Molecule: messenger RNA, 2850 nt
Organism: Clonostachys rhizophaga
Lineage: Eukaryota; Fungi; Ascomycota; Sordariomycetes; Hypocreales; Bionectriaceae
Source: the annotation of a GenBank genome assembly
AUGUCACCAACUAAGACCUCAACCUCAGCCGACACCCCCAUCCCAUCCAUUGAGUCUGACUCUUGGGUCCGAGACUCAUCAGAAGAGACAGAAUCUUCGGUCAGGCGCUUGAGGACUCCAUCUGUAUCCAUAUCCCCUCCGCCUGAUGCCUCAUCAAGUGGGGUUCGUUCAGGGAGCCUGGGGCUGGAAUCACAGAUGCAAACCAUGCGGCUCGCAAGUGAAGACCAGAGGGGCCUCAGCGCUGGCCUCGCAGACCUACUUCACGCUGUGAAUGCCGUCGAGCGUGAGCCUACUCAGCCCGUUGCAACAACCCCAGCUUCACGUCGGGAUCCGAGCACACCUCGACGAGCCAGACGCCGCUCCGGGCGAUCGCCAUCUGCAUCCUAUAGUACACGCCACGAUGUCCAUGACGAACCUCUUCCCGAAGAUCUAUUCCAUUCGCCAGCCUUUCAGCAGGGUUUGCGUGACGCAAAGAGACUCAUGGCCGACCUCAAGACUGUGCUCGAUGAUGCGCCAUUGCUUCACGAUCACGAAUCGACAAUUUCCAAGCUUCAUGAAGAGGCUGUCAAACUAUCGUCGUUUGAAUAUCCCACCAGUCGAAGAAUCGGCUUUGUUGGUGACUCUGGCGUCGGAAAAAGUAGCUUGUUGAACUCCCUUCUUGAUUAUAAAGAUCUCGCUAGAGCUAGCAAUAGCGGGGAGGCUUGCACAUGUGUUGUGACCGAAUAUCAUUAUCACGAGUAUGACCACAUGGAUGUCCAGGUGGAGUUAUUCAGCACUCAAGAGCUUAAUGAGCAGCUAGAGCGAAUGCUCGAGGACUUUCGUCACUACUCUUUCCACGCUGACGAAAUGACAAUAGCCGAGGAAAAGAAAGCGGCAAAAGAUAGGGCUAAUGUUGCCAAAGAUACUUUCAAAGCAAUGUUCCGAGGCCGGAUGAACAACGACUCAUUUCUCCUUCAAGGAUCUCAACGUGAGGUACUGCAAACAUUAGUCCGCUGGGCCGAGGAGCAGAGGCCGUCACAGGCAGUGACAUCCCAACGUAACCUCAGUCUCGAGCAAUGCUCGGACGCAUUGUUCGUCCUGUCCUCAGAACGGUUAUCUCGAAGCGGACCCGCCAUCUGGCCGUUCAUCAAGACAAUAAAGGUCUUUUUAAAUGCCCAUGCCCUCAAACAAGGUCUCGUUCUUGUCGACCUCCCAGGGCUGCGUGAUUUAAAUUCGGCACGAAGAUGCAUAACUGAGCGAUACAUCCUUGAAUGCAAUGAAAUAUUUGUGAUUUGCAAUAUCGGUCGAGCUGUGACCGAUGAGGGGGUUCUUCACGUGUUCAACCUCGCCCAGCGGGCACGGCUGAGGAAUGUAGGCAUUGUAUGCACUCGUUCUGAGGAUAUCGUCCCGAGUGAAGCCUUGAGGGACUGGGAUGGCGCGCGGCAAGCACGUAUCAAAUCUCUCGUAGCUGCCAUUGAUGAAGAUACACAAGACCAUCGAGAAUUGGAGGCCGAGAUUCUGGAUUUAGAUGAGCGUGAGGAUGAAGGCGACCUUUCUGAUGUCGACAGAGAAGAAAGAAGCUUACUGGAGAGGAGUAAACGACAACUCGAGAAAAGGAUAGAGGAUGGAAAAUUUGAGCUCGACCAAUUUCUGGUUUCCACGCGCAAUGAGUUUGUAAUCAACAAGCUCUCCCAGAAGUAUGCCCACCGUGUCGAUGGCCUUCUCCGAGUCUUCUGUGUUAGCAACAAACUCUACAACGAUAAAAGGAACAAAUCAAAGGAACGCUCGCUUCCCUACCUCAAGUUGAGCGGUAUAAUCGAUCUACGGAAGCAUUGCAUCUCAAUUGUAGCACAAGCCCAACGUCGCGUUGUCGAGCAGUUCAUCAAUGACAAGAUUCCAGCGUUGCUUUCCAAGAUCCAACUCUGGGUUCAGUCGGGGGCUAGGACGGCAGAUCAAGAGCGUCGUAUUGCUACUAUUGCAGCAUUGGACAAUAUUGAGCGUGAGUUGAGGAGGAAUUUGCGAAGGCACAGUCGCCCGGGACAGACAAUGCAACGAGAUUUCAAUACCAUAGUACUCGGAAGAAUCCAGUUGCUUAGCUGGACCCAGUCUGCUGCAAACAGAAGCCUUGACAGAAAUGGAUGGCACCAUAGCUCAUAUAGUGCCUUUGUUAGCAACUUUGGUAAUCAUUCUACACCAAAGGCAGGAACUCACGAUUGGAACUUAGAGGCCAUGGAGAAGAUGGUAGAAGAUUUGAGGACACCGUGGGAGUCACUAGCUUCAACGCUAUAUGAGCGCCAGUCCGAACUUACACAAGCUAUCGAAACGAUAACCGAGACCAUUCAAGAUGGCCUAGAAAAUGAACUGGACGACAACGAUGAAAGCACGAGCGUACUACUUGAAGCCCUAGAAGCCCAGACACGGCUCCUUCAAAGAUCGAUGGAAGUCUGCUUUGAAAAUCUUACUGAUAAGUUUCUAUUGCUACACACCGACACCUUCUCCGGCAUCCGAACUUCGUUGUUUGGAAAAGAGAUGGAGCCGACAUAUCGGCUCUGUAACCAGGAAUACGGCACCGGAAGCGACCGACGGCGGAAAACAAUUAUGAACGGAGGCUUUUCUAAUCAAGUUCUUUUCAGAAAUGUGAUGAAAGCCUCCAAGGAAGUAUUCGAAACCAUUACGGACGAUUUGCAGAGUGAAUGGAUAAAUGCACAGAAUGACUAUCUCAAGCUGGUGGAGGAUAUCUUAGACCUCGUUAGGUCAGAGAAGGCUGUCCGGGAGAGCGAGCAGGAUCCAGGCUUCAGAGACCGCGUGGAUGAUACGAUUAGGCGAGGUAAUGAUGAUAUUCGGCGGAUACAAGACGCAGUUCGCGAAUGA